Astyanax mexicanus (Mexican tetra) is the source of this 3986-nucleotide messenger RNA. RefSeq names its product polyhomeotic-like protein 3 (gene phc3b). The coding region runs from base 177 to 3056 and encodes 959 amino acids. Gene Ontology annotation, cellular component: PRC1 complex. Gene Ontology annotation, molecular function: protein binding. The transcript has 14 exons. The record is from RefSeq and is a predicted model, not a curated record. NCBI's taxonomy places the organism in Eukaryota, Metazoa, Chordata, Actinopteri, Characiformes, Acestrorhamphidae.
GCUGUGGCAGGGUGGGCGCUGUGUGCGCAGCGGUUUGUUUUUUUCGCUCUCUACUUUUACCUUUGACGCAUUAGGACAUGACGGGGUUGUAAGGCUGGCGGUGGACGGUCAGUGUGAGAUGGGUGAUCUGCCCCGCUGACUACGGACAGCUUCCAGUGUCCAGACAGUGCGGAGCAAUGGACAAGGAGCCUCAAGCUAAACCCGAGCCUGCUAAGAGUGCAAGCAGCAGUGCACCGACUGCCACCACUACUACCACCAUUAUUACCACCACUACCACCUCCUCCACAGUGACUCCUUCUCAGCAGGCCAAUGGAACUCCCAAAAGCACCCCGUCACUUACAGCGGUCACCACCUUUCACAAUCAGCCUCCACCCACAGACAGGAAGGUCGUACAGGUCAAUCUGUUCGGGGACAGGCUGGCUCCGGCCUUCUCGACUGCUGUUUCAUCAUCUCAGCAGACUCCGAAAGCGGUCUCAGUGCCCACCAUGCCAGGAUCCCCAUCCUUGGUCAGAGCCAACCAGAGUUCCAGCCCUACUGGCGCUACCCGCAAGAUCUCCCCCCAGACUCUUCUCCUCGGAAAGAGCCCUUGCAGCCAGGCACAGAUGCUCUUGAGAGCUCAGAUGUUGAUUCUAACGUCUGCAGUGCGACCUGAUGCACCUGUCCUCUCCUCUUCCUCCUCCUCCUCCUAUUCCUCCUCUCACUCCUCCUCUUCACCCCGAUUUCCCUCUUCACAGCUCCAGAGCUUGACACUCCGCCCUCCUCCUCCCGGCACUCUAACCAUACCCCCAAACCUGCCACUCAAGUCUGCUGCCUCACGUCAGCCACCAACCCUGUCUCGGCCAAGAGCACCCACUUUUACUCUGAGGCCCAGCCCACCACCCUCUGGGAAAGAGGCAACAUCCAAGACAGAGGGCACAACCCCACAGCUGCCCACACUGACACCCAAAGCUCCGCCUGUACGCCAUCUUACAGUUCCACCUCCAUCCCUGUACGCCCCAGCCCAGUCCCACGCCAUGGCCAAGCAGAACCCGACUGCAAGCGGCAGCCUGAAGAGACCCCAUAGCCAGAUCAGCAUCCCCCAGCACCCGUUCCCCCAAAGGCAGACUCACCCCAAUUCCUCUCCAACUGCACCAAAGAAACCUCUGCCCGAACUAAAGCGCUGCCCAUCCACCCAGUCCUCCCAGAGCGGGUCAGCGCAAGUCUCCACUGUGGCCAUCACGGUUCCAACCCCCAGCAGAUCACACCUUACACCACCCACCAUGACCUUGCCCCUCAGCUCAUCCUCUCCAGGUGGGUCAUUACUGGCCACCAAGCAGCUACUGAGGAUCGCACUGUCCUCCGCUUCUGCCCAGUGCACCACCAACGGCCAGUCAAAGACAACCACCCUGUCCCCGCCCCGUGACGUUGUCCAAUCAAAGCCUCUGGUUUCUCCUGUACUGGCAAAGCCAGAAUGUCCUGUCCAGUCACCACAGACUUCAAACCCACAGCUGGUGCAGUUAUCACCUUCCAGACAGAUGCCGGCCGCCCCCCUCAUCACCGCCGUUCCCCGACUGUCCUCCCCCCAGAGAGCCUCACCUCCCUCUCCUGUUCUCCCCCUCGUUUCAACCAGCAGCAGCGUCUCCUCAGCACCUUCACAGUCUCCCCUCGCCUCCCAGAGUCCAGUGUACACAGUGGAAUCAUCUAAGGAACAUAAAAGCUUAAAGGAGAAGAGGAAGCAGGCAGAUGGAAUGGAGGAAGCACCCCAAGAUCUCAAACUCACAUCAGCCCAAAUGAAAAGUGUGGAACAAACACUGAAAAGCACCACAAUAGCUCUGCAGUCUGGAGAAGCUGUGGACAAGUCUAUGGUCUCCAAGAGGAUGUUGAUCUGUACAGAGGGACUGAAGAGUGAAAACCAGAUUAAACUGUCUCAAAAGUCUGAGAUACACCCUGCUUCGGCUGUAGCAUCACCUGCUGAACGAGAGGACCUGUGUGAAGACAUGUCCACUCAUUCAGACAAUCACUCAGCCAUAUCCAGCCUGUCCUCUGACCUGUCACCAGUCCAGUCCUCUGUGAUACGACCAUCGGAUGCAUCUCCUGCCAGCUGCAGCUCUCCCCCCAAAUUUCCGGCAGUGUUGGACAGGCAGCCUGCCCAGCGGCCCACCUCCAGCCACACGGGACCAGCAGAAGCUCAGCACAGUCUAGGAAUGUCCAAACCCCUUGUACUCACCCACUUGGUGGAGGGCUUCAUUAUUCAGGAAGGACUGGAGCCAUUCCCGGUGAGCCGCUCAUCGCUUAUGGUAGAGCCACACUGUGGUUCUGGAGUGAAUGGUGUGAGUGGGCCAGAUUUGUUUCCUGCCACCUCAGAUCCCCCCGAUGACUCCACUGACUCAGACGAUGAUGCAGGGGUCACAAACAAUGGUGUAGGAGGGGGACACAGGCUGGUGCUGCAGUGUCAGUUUUGCAAGAGGAAAGGCACUGCCCAAACGUUCCCCCGUUCCAAACGCUUCUGCUCCAAGUCCUGUGCCAAAAGGUUCAGUUACACCAAGCGCUUCCGUGCACUGAGACGCUGUGUGAGUGAAGGGGGGCACCGGUCCGAGUUUAAUGGAGCGGGGGACGAGAUUCAGGAGGAACGCUUCCAGCAGGUGAAACAUGGAGCCACAGAGCAGUGGAGGAUUCUUCAGCGCCCCCCGCAGGAGGGUGAGGACGAGGCUGCUGCCCCGAUGAAGACAAGGCUGCGCAGGCACACGGAACAGGGCCCACGGGAGCGAGAAAUGAGGACCAGAGAGAUGGUGGCAGAGACCAGGAGUGCUCCUACGUCACCUCUAGACACGGUGUCCCCUACUGACCUCUCCUCACGACCCAAACCCGCACAGUGGACGGUAGAUGAAGUGUCCAGCUUUAUAUCCAGUUUACCAGGGUGUCAGGACAUAGCCGAAUCCUUUCGGGCGCAGGAGAUCGAUGGACAGGCCUUGCUGCUGCUCACCGAGGACCACCUAAUGAGUGCCAUGAAUGUCAAGCUAGGGCCAGCUCUCAAAAUCUGCGCCCGAAUCAACUCUCUGAAAGAGGGAGGGAGGUAAAGAGACAAAACGCCGGAUGGAAGAAGGAGAGACCCAAAAGGAUAGGUUUGCCCUAUGUGGACGAUCAGAGCACUUGCCAAUAGAAUAGAGCCAUUUUGUGCACUUUAAUCUUAAGAGAUUUACGCGAUAAAAGUCAACGUGUUGAGAUAACUUGUGUGUAUUUGCUUGAACUGAGCUAGCAUAACAUUACAGUAGCCUACCAGUAACCUUAGCCUCUGUUUGAAAGCAUGAUAGCAAUAUAAUGGUCUCUUUUCCGUGAGCAUAAUACAAGAUCUAUACACAGUCAUAGUAGGAGGGAAAUGUUUGUGUCUGCUUUUUGUAUGGGUUCUCAUGAUCAGGGUCGUCGAGUUUCUAUUUUUCACCGCAAGGAGAGGAUCACUUCCUGUGUUCUGUGGAGAAAGCUAGAAAAGAAUGGAAGUGCUAUUAUCGUGAGCAUGUCCCAUUGUAGAUAUUUUCUUAUCGUACUGUAUAUGUGUACAUGUAUAACGAUGCAGUGCUCUGUGUGUAUAAAUCUAUACAAAUGUUUUGUGAAGGAUUUGUAAUAUUUAAUAUAUUUGUCUUCUAAGGCUUUAGCAAUUACAAAUGCAAGUGAUUUGAAAUUUUUAAAGCAUUUUUAAAUGACGUUUGACAUGCUGACAAGAUUAAAUAGGCUCAAAGAAAAUUUUAUGACUUUUCUCGCUCCAACGGAACUGUGAAAAUCCAAACAUGUCAACAGUGUGUCUCAGCGCAGAGAACAACGUGUGGGUACCUAAACGCAGUCUCACCCAAUCAAGGUACAGCAAAGGUGCCUUUUCUGACAUGGAGACCUUAUGAAACUGCUGUAGGCAUUGUACUAUAUAGUGUCAUCAAAGUGUUGUUUGUCAUUGUUACAUUACCUUUCUCGUGCCAUUUUUGAUUAUUUAAUUAAACAAACUACAUUUUGUUACUGAA